Epinephelus moara (kelp grouper) is the source of this 839-nucleotide messenger RNA. It is a transcript of the gene chtf8, whose product is annotated as CTF8, chromosome transmission fidelity factor 8 homolog (S. cerevisiae). The transcript has 4 exons. Gene Ontology annotation, cellular component: Ctf18 RFC-like complex. Gene Ontology annotation, biological process: mitotic sister chromatid cohesion. The record is from RefSeq and is a predicted model, not a curated record. NCBI's taxonomy places the organism in Eukaryota, Metazoa, Chordata, Actinopteri, Perciformes, Serranidae. Bases 24 to 500 code for a protein of 158 amino acids.
ACAAGACGCACAGCUGGCGGGAAAUGCCACCGGAGUAUGAACACAGACUGAACGGACGGACACCAUUAUCUGACAGCACAAUGGUUCAAAUAGUUGUAAGAGGCAGUGUGGACGGCAGCAGUCCUCCAGAAUGGCUGCUGGUGGAGCUGCAGGGAGAGAUGGUUUCCAGACACAACUCUGGUCUGGCAGGAAAUGUGAUGGGAGACCUGCUCUACACCAAAGAGGGGGUGCCAGUGCUUAUUGUAGGACAUCAUAUCCUGUAUGGGAAGCAGGUCAAACUGGAGAAACCCUUCGCUGUCCUCACCAAGCAUUCCAGCCAUCUGCAGGAUAGCCUGGCCAGCCAUGACAACGACAAUAACAGCGAUGAUGUCACGCAGGUACCUAUGGAAACAAACCAGCAAGGACCCACCUCUUACUCUGUGUCUGCGCUCAUCAAACGGAAGCUGAUCUUUAAGACUCGCCCCAAACCCAUCAUCACUAAUGUACCUAAGAAGGUGUAACGUGACGGUGUUUCUUCACUGGGUCAGAGGUGUGUGUGUGACUGAACCAUGUGAUCUGUGUCGGACUGUUGAUACUACACCUCCUAUUGAUCAAUACUGCAGACGGUUAAACCGAACUGAUUUCAGCAAGAGACUUAAAUGAGGCUCCUUGCAAGUGUGAAUGAAUGUUACUGUAUUGAUUUCCUGAGAGUCAUAGAAAACAUUUGAAGCCCCAUGUGGGUCGGAAUGCCGUUUCAAAUGGUUUUGUACAUUGACGAGAAUCACACCAUGGAUUGAAUACUAAAUAAUUUUCUGUAAAAGAACAACAAAAUAAAUAAAUAAAUUAAAGAAUAUUGGAAA